AAGUGCACACGGACAAAGCGGACGUCCGCGUGCGCGACUUCCUUUCUCUUCCGCAGCUCGCGACGCCUCAGCAUGCCGCCCAAGGACACGAAGCAGAAGAAAGAUGCGGGCAAGUCCAAAAAGGACAAGGAUCCCGUCAACAAAUCCGGAGGCAAAGCUAAGAAGAAGAAGUGGUCCAAAGGAAAGGUGAGGGACAAGCUAAACAACCUGGUCCUCUUUGACAAGGCCACAUAUGACAAACUGUACAAAGAAGUUCCCAACUACAAGCUCAUCACACCCGCUGUGGUGUCUGAGAGGCUGAAGAUCAGGGGCUCGCUGGCCAGGGCUGCCCUGCAGGAGCUGCUCAACAAAGGUCUGAUCAAGCUGGUGUCCAAACACAGAGCUCAGGUGAUCUACACCAGAAACACCAAGGGCACUGAUGAGGCAGCUCCAGAGAAGGAGGCAUAAUAUGAUUGCACCUUGGCUUGAGUUAUGGUCUUUUGUAUAGGUAAAUAAACAACCACAGAAUGAAA
Messenger RNA from Carassius gibelio (silver crucian carp), 512 nucleotides. RefSeq names its product 40S ribosomal protein S25. Lineage: Eukaryota; Metazoa; Chordata; Actinopteri; Cypriniformes; Cyprinidae. Gene Ontology annotation, cellular component: cytosolic small ribosomal subunit. The transcript is spliced from 5 exons. Gene Ontology annotation, molecular function: structural constituent of ribosome. The record is from RefSeq and is a predicted model, not a curated record. Bases 73 to 447 code for a protein of 124 amino acids.